Messenger RNA from Suillus fuscotomentosus, 201 nucleotides. RefSeq lists its product as uncharacterized. The record is from RefSeq and is a predicted model, not a curated record. NCBI's taxonomy places the organism in Eukaryota, Fungi, Basidiomycota, Agaricomycetes, Boletales, Suillaceae. The annotation marks the transcript as partial. The transcript has a single exon.
UCGGCAUCUUCCUCCACCCACCAACUGAAGAAGCAGCAAGGUGCGCGUACCCAGAACCCACCAACGCCUCUGGAUUCUCUUUUGAGUGCAGCAAGGUCAAUGAUGGAUAAUGAGGAAGAUGAGGAAGAGACUGUCAUUGGCACGAGGCGUUCACGAUCAAGCGAUAUACCUGACAGUCCUGUACCGAAACGCAGGAAAAUC